CCGAUCUCUAAUGCGUAUUGGCGUAGCAUUGAUGCUGUUGGUGGAAGGUCGCAUGAAGGUAGAAAAGCAGAUAAAACAAUUUGGUUCAUAACAAAAACAAAGCGGCAAUUAAAUAUUAUUUUAGACAAAGAUGUCUGAAUUAACCGUGGUCACAUCGUUGGGGACGGUGCCCACUGGACAAGCUGAGAAGAAGCCUUUGAAACCAUGUUGUGCGUGUCCUGAGACCAAGAAAGUCAGGGAUGCCUGUAUAAUUGAGAAAGGGGAGGAGAACUGCAAAGACUUGAUUGAAGCUCAUAAAGAGUGCAUGAGGGCAUUGGGAUUUAAGAUCUGAUGAAAUGGUGUUUUGGAGAUGUGGGGAUUGUGUUUUGGAUUAAAUUAAUGUGUGCUGUGCUGCCUGAAGCUGAAUGAAGAUGAGUUGUACAUGGAUGCAUUGCUACACAAAUGAUCUAUUACGACAAAAGCUGGAACUGAAAACUCGCCUUCAGUGAUUUAUUCCAAAAAGUAGUCAGAUGGUCACUAUUGUUUCUGCUUUUUCUUGUCCAGUUAUAUAAAAUCAAAGAUACUUGAAAAUUUGUUAGAUUUAUCUUUUAAUAAAAGUUUGAAACUGUCA
Molecule: messenger RNA, 610 nt
Organism: Carcharodon carcharias (great white shark)
Lineage: Eukaryota; Metazoa; Chordata; Chondrichthyes; Lamniformes; Lamnidae
Product: cytochrome c oxidase copper chaperone
Exons: 3
Coding region: 131-331 (66 amino acids)
Biological process (GO): mitochondrial respiratory chain complex IV assembly
Cellular component (GO): mitochondrial intermembrane space
Molecular function (GO): copper chaperone activity; copper ion binding
Source: RefSeq, a predicted model, not a curated record